Populus nigra (black poplar) is the source of this 1564-nucleotide messenger RNA. RefSeq names its product protein RMD5 homolog. Gene Ontology annotation, molecular function: ubiquitin protein ligase activity; protein binding. The record is from RefSeq and is a predicted model, not a curated record. Gene Ontology annotation, cellular component: nucleus; GID complex; cytoplasm. The transcript has 3 exons. NCBI's taxonomy places the organism in Eukaryota, Viridiplantae, Streptophyta, Magnoliopsida, Malpighiales, Salicaceae. Gene Ontology annotation, biological process: proteasome-mediated ubiquitin-dependent protein catabolic process. The coding region runs from base 174 to 1328 and encodes 384 amino acids.
AUAAAACUCACACGUGUUUCUCUCUCCAACGGAGUCCUCUUACGAGAUUUCCUUCUCGAUUCCCACGCUCUCUCAUUCUCUCUCUCCCUCGCUCGCUCGCUCUCGCAGUCCCCUUCCCCCAGUAACAUUCUCCAGAGGGUAAGUUCCUGGUUUUUCGAGAACUAAGAAAAGGAAUGGUACCAAGUACUGCCAAAGAUGCAUUUGAUCGUGUUGCUAAGAAACAAAAACUGUCAUUUUCUAAAUCUCAUGAAGUGAUCCAUCAAGUGAGCCAUGAAAUUGAGCAGGCAUUGGUAAAAAUCCAGUCAGAUGAAGAUCCUAUGUUUCCCAUUGAUCAGAAAUCAAUUCUCACAGAACUAAAGCACAAGCUUAUCGCAAUUGCUCCUCUCAAGCAAUUAGAAGGGUCACAGAAGGAAUUGAAUUUAAAUCUUAGCAAGUUGCCUAAGCUCCUUGAAAAAUCAUUUCCUGACUUAUCCAUGGCAUACAGAAAUGUUGACUUUGACUUUCAUAUCAUUAAUCAGAUAAUAGCAAGUCAUUUUUACCGUCAAGGCUUGUUUGAUCUUGGAGAUUGCCUAAUAAAUGAAGCUGGAGAACCAGAAGCAGCUGCUCUAAGAUCUCAUCUCUUGGAACUACAUCAAAUACUCGAGGCAAUGAGGAUUAAAAAUAUUGAGCCAGCUCUGAAGUGGGUCUCUACCAACCGUGAAAAACUAAAGCAGAAUGGUUCAAACCUUGAGCUGAAGCUUCACCAGCAGCAGUUUGUGGAGAUUCUGAAGAGAGGAAGUCGUGCUGAUGCCCUCAACUAUGUGAAAACUCACCUUGCUUCUUUUGCUUCUAGUCACAUGAAAGAGUUUCAGAAGCUAACAGUUUGCAUUAUGUGGAUGGGCAGACUUGAAAAAUGUCCUCACUCUGAACUGUUUGCUCCAAUCUGUUGGGAGAAGUUGACUGAGGAGUUGAAUAGGGAUUUCUGCAAAUUCAUUGGCCAGUCCCUUCAGAGUCCAUUGAGUGUGGCAAUAGCAGCUGGGAUUGAAGGGUUGCCAACUCUCUUGAAGCUGGUGAAUGUAAUGGCUGCAAAGAAACAAGAGUGGCAGGCUUUGAAACAGUUGCCAGUGCCAGUAGAGCUGGGAAAGGAAUUUCAGUUCCAUUCUAUUUUUGUCUGUCCUGUAAGUCGGGAUCAAGGCAAUGAGGAGAAUCCGCCGAUGCUGCUGCCAUGCUUCCAUGUUCUCUGCAAGCAGUCAAUCAUGAAGCUAUCAAAAAGCAGCUCCCGGUCAUUCAAGUGUCCUUACUGUCCAGCUGAGGCCUCAGCUGUGGUGUGCAGGCAGCUAUAUAUCUGAAGAAUUUUUCACUCCUCUGUAGGAAUAGACUGGAAAAUUUGCCUCAGCUGUGGUGAGAACUUGUUUUUGCUUGGGGGUUACUGUAUGUAAACAUUCUUUUCAAAUUUAUGUUUUGAUUUUCAGACUUUUCAGUUGCUGAAAUCCCACGUAUACGGAUGUAAAUACAUAAAAACAAGGUGAUUACCAUCGUUUCACUUUUAUCAUGAUACUGACAUCAGGCGUCAUCAUUCAGGUGA